Messenger RNA from Cladocopium goreaui, 1935 nucleotides. Lineage: Eukaryota; Dinophyceae; Suessiales; Symbiodiniaceae. The record is from the annotation of a GenBank genome assembly.
AUGGCCCGAUUCCUAGCCCUUUUGGGGCUCUGCGCGGUAGCUGAAGAGACUUUGGAUGCCCUAAACGACGACAGUUGCCUCGCAGGCGAUCCUUGUGAGCUGUCUCUGCGACAGCUGCGGGGCGAGCGCAUCUCGCAACUGGUCCGGGGCCAUCCAUGCCAGUGCACUGCACAAUGUGCCAAGUAUGGCAACUGCUGCUCAGACUACAAGGACAUUUGUGAAGGAACCAGCAAGAAGCUGAAGGCAGAGGCGAUCCCACUGUGUGCCAACUUGGGCUGCACCAGCAAGUACCAGAGCAACCAGCCCUGCCAGUGCACUCCGAAGUGUAGCAAGUUCGGUAACUGCUGCUCCGACUACACGGAGGCGUGUUUGGCCGACACCGAGGAGACAAAGAUCACAACGAGCUCAGAACCGGAGGUUGAAACGACCACCGUGAGCACCACAACAGAGGAGACAUCGGUGAAAUCGACCGAAGAAAAGGAAGCAGGAGACGAUAAUGCCUGGAAGGACACAGUUGACGGAGUCCUGCACAUCAAUGACGACUGGAUCAAACAAGAUACCUUAGAUAGCAAAUGUGAAACCGCCAAGCGUGGAGACGAAUGCUGGGUGGCGGUGAGCUGGGCGAUGGCAGAUGGAAUCUACGAGCACCCGGAGUGGUGGCCAGAACUGCAACCGGGCGCAUCCAGUUUUGAAGAAUUCCAAGCCCAUCAGCAUUUGAUGAACAACACACUUUGCCCACAGCCUUGCAUGUUGAGGUACAAGCAAUACUCUGUACCAACCUACCGGUCCAAUCACCAGUACCCUAUGAAGGGGGUGUCCUACGGAGCGUCGCCCCUGAAAAACACAGGGGUACUGCUAACAGACGACGACUUCAUGACAGAUAUCACUGGUGCCAUGUGGGACAGCUGGGGGCGCGGAGAUUUAGAUCUGCUUAAAUCCAUGGGAGUCAACACGCUGAGAAUGUAUGGCAAUGACCUGAACUAUAGCCAUCGGAGCUUCUUAGAUGGUGCCUGGAAGCGUGACAUGGACAUCAUCGUGGGGCUCAGCGAUUGGGGCUUCAUCCAAGGGCCGGAUCCCUGUGACAGGAAUGGCUAUGAAUGCUUCUCGCAAGUCUACGAAGCUUACAAGAACAACCUCCUCAAGGGCUUCGCCAUUAGGAAUUACACCAUGUACCACCCAGCGCUGAAAGCUCUGAUCAUUAGCAACGAGCCAGACUUGAAGGUCCAUCCACGGACUUCAGUGUGCCGUGCGAUGAUUACUAGCCUUGAUGCCAUUUUGCAGGCAGAAAAGGACCUAAACAUCACAGAGAACCCCAUCGCUCUGACUGUGACUUUCUCCUUUGCUGCCUUCGGUAGGAAUCCGCCUGGGCUGGGGCAAAUGCAGGAACUCUACGCAUGCCUGCAGCACCCUGAAGCACCGCCCACUUACUAUCGCCCGAAGAAUGACGUCCUUAGUGCCUUUCGCAAGCGCUGGGUUCAUAGCUUCAACACGGCGGCCCCUGGCCACGUCGUGGAGGAACUCUUUCUGGACAAGUACAAAAAAAGUAUCUUUUGGUCAGAUGAGAUGAAGAUCCCUUUGUUCAUUGGCGAGUACCACAGCGUUCACGUUGGUGCCAAGGAUGAUCUACCCAUUUUGGUGGAGGAUGCCCUCUCAGCAACGUAUCCCUUCUUCCUUGGCUACAACUUUUUUGAGUUCUCAGUGCGCUAUGACAAGGGCGGCAGUGAGAAGAAGUUUGGGAUGUUCGGCUACGGUGAUAGCCCACUGCUGGAUAUGAACUACAGUGGAAUGGUCUAUACCAUUUGGGAUUUGGUACCAGCGCCCGACAAGUACGGAUACCCGCUGUCCAUGGCCUUGAGCAAUGCCUACGGCAAGGGCAGCAACUUACCGAAGCUUCGAAAAGCACCGUGCUUGGAAGAGACUUUGGGCGUCAGCUGA